AUGGGAGAACAACAAGAGACAAGGGACAGUGUCACAUAUGGUUCAUACUAUUUGCAAAUUGCUUUUAAUCCUAUCAUGGGCUUAGAUGAGGAUAUUGAAGCAUUUACUGAAGAAUUCGCCGAUUUAGGCAGUCCUCGUUUUGUGGAUUUCGCGGAGCUCUGGAAGAAGUACAAACUGAUCCAUUUAAUUCAGGGGAGGCAGUGUCAACACGGUUUAUAUGACAUAGUUGGCUGCAUUUUUCACCGGUUGGUUAGUCUGUUUCAGCCAACCUUAUCUAAAAACAAGUUAGUUCGUAUAUGCGCACUCUACCUUCUCUAUGCUUUCCACGGGAAGCAACCUAUUCGCAAUCAUGUUCAUAUACGUGUUUGUCCUAAAAGUUGGUCUUGGAUCUUACAGGUUGCUACGGAGGCUCGUGACGAAGGACACUUAGAUGUCUAUUACGUUUUUCGGAAACUAUGUGCUGCAAAUGCAUUUUUAUUUUGUGCAAUGCGGCAAGUGUUAUAUCCCGGGGCCCCCCUUUUUGACAGUCCUGCUGUGAAUCGGGAUGAUUUUACAGAAGGCCGUACCGCCUCGCCAGCUGAAGAUCUAUCCGAUGUUUCAAAAGCUACUUUCAGUCAUCGACGUGACCUUCUCACUUGUUCUCUACCUGUUGUCAAAGCUCUUCAGGCUCCUUCAGGAUUAAACCAAACGGUACAGUGUUUAAAUAUGAGUUUGUCGCGUUAUGCUGAGGCCAAACGUUUACUUACACAAAAACUCAGGAUAAAUGAUGGAAAUAUUGCUUUGGAUUCUUCGAAAACACAAGGCACUGAUGGAAUGGAAGAUCCAGAGGAAGAAUACUUGCCAGGCCUAAAUCUUGUAACUUUCCCCGAUUCCCUAAAUCGUAUUGAGAUACUUUCAAUGGAAUUGGAAAACUCAACCAAACAAAAUUGCCUUAAAAAUCGUUUUACUCCCAGCACAAAGUCCAGUAUGCAUAGUCCUUCGGUUAAAGCGUCUCCUUCAGUGGAUGUAAAAGUUCCAGAUAUCGAAAAUCUCCUUGAAACACCACGUAUUGGCGUAGUAGUUGGUGCUGGAAUAGUUGGGUGUAAAAUGAAAAGUCGUAAAAGUGCUGAGAACAGUCCAGUUUCUCAACCUUCUGACAUUCAACAAAUUAGUAAACAUUCUUCGCCCUCAAAAACCACCACUUCAAAUUCGUCAAAAAAUUCUGAGGAAACAACAACCGAUGUAAAAGAAGCCGUUAGUUGGGGUGAAAGAAUUCGACUCUUAAAAAGGCCCUCAACGUGGGCUAAAGAAUUAGCGGAACAAGCCGAAAGUGUGUACAAAGAUGGUUGCCGCCGAAGUAGGCGACGUCCGACAGAACCCAAGGUUAUUACUACAUCUACAAGAUCUAUAAUAUUUUGUUGGAUUUGA
Schistosoma mattheei is the source of this 1407-nucleotide messenger RNA. NCBI's taxonomy places the organism in Eukaryota, Metazoa, Platyhelminthes, Trematoda, Strigeidida, Schistosomatidae. The record is from the annotation of a GenBank genome assembly.